AUGUCAUCUUGCUCCGACGAAGCAAUUCCGGGAAACCCAAUCGUCCUUGGUUGUGGUCAACUCUGUCUGGAUUACUUAGUCACUGUACCGUCUUUCCCAAUUCCCGACCAAAAGAUCCGAAGCACGAGCUUCAAGAUUCAAGGAGGUGGAAAUACUGGGAAUGCUUUAACUUGCGUUGCUCGUUUGGGUUUGGGUUCUAGAAUCUUAGCUAAAGUUGCUAAUGAUUCUCAAGGGCGUUGGAUGCUAGAGGAGUUAGAAUCUAGUGGUGUGGAUACUUCCUUUUGUGUGAUUGCUAAAGAUGGAGCUUCACAUUUUAAUUACGUCAUUGUAGAUAACCAAACGAAUACUCGUACGUGUAUUUUUACACCAGGAUAUCCUCCUUUGCUCCCAGAUGACCUUACUGAGUCUCUCCUUUUAGAUGUGCUCAAUGGCGUAAGAGUUCUAUAUGCAAAUGGAAGGUCCCGUGAAGCCGAAUUGCUUCUUGCGCAAAAGGCAAAUAGCAGGAAUAUUUCCAUCUUAAUUAAUACAGAGAAAAGAAGGGAAGGGCUAAAUGAGCUCCUUGACUUAGCUGACUAUGCCGUUUGCUCUACUAACUUCCCCAUGGAUUGGACUGAGGCACCAUCAUCCCCUAGUGCACUUCUCUCCAUGCUCAAUAAAUUACCAAAGCUGAAGUUUGUGAUCAUGACUUUGGGAGAACACGGUUGUAUCAUGCUUGAGAGAUGUUCCAAUGAGGUUUCAGAGUCGGAAGAAGAAGAGAGAGACAUAAAUGAGCUACACGAGUCUCUGAUGCAAACCACAGAUUUUUCGAGUAUCUUACCGGUCUGCAAUUCAUCGCUUGUGAAUAGACUGGGAGGGAAUGUUACAGGGAGAUUGGUUAUAGUAACAGCUGAGAAAAUACCUUCUUCAGAGCUUAUGGACACAACCGGUGCCGGAGAUGCCUUUACCGGAGCUUUGCUCUAUGGUUUGUGCACAGAUAUGGCUUCAGAGGAAAUGUUGCUAUUUGCAUCUCGAGUCGCCGCUUGCUGCUGCAGAGGUUUAGGGGCUCGAACCACUCUUCCAUUCCGUAAUGAUCCAAACCUUGUAGCGUUCUUAGGGACACGACCGUAG
Arabis nemorensis is the source of this 1107-nucleotide messenger RNA. The record is from the annotation of a GenBank genome assembly. NCBI's taxonomy places the organism in Eukaryota, Viridiplantae, Streptophyta, Magnoliopsida, Brassicales, Brassicaceae.